AUGUUGUGGCGCUCUGUGUGCAGGCCCGCGGAUGGCGGCUGCCGCGUCUGGCGGCAGCGUCUCCGGGAGGCUGUGGCAGUGCUGGGUGGUGGCAGCCUUCUCUGCGCCUCGUACCUGGUAGCCGCAGGUGAGGAGCGGUUCUACGCCGAGCGUCUGAUGCCGGGGCUGCAGCGGCUGCUGGGGCCCGAGACUGCCCACGUGCUCGCCAUCCGCCUGCUCAGCCUGGGGGUCCUGCCCCGCGUGGCCCAGCGCGACUCGCCCAUGCUGGAGGUGUGCGUCCUGGGACGGAGGUUCCGGAACCCGGUGGGCCUGGCAGCCGGCUUUGACAAGCACGGGGAAGCUGUGGAUGGGCUCUCUAAGCUGGGAUUUGGCUUUGUGGAAGUGGGGAGUGUCACCCCACAGCCUCAGGAAGGGAACCCCAAACCUCGGGUCUUCCGGCUGCCAAAGGACCAGGCUGUCAUUAACAGAUAUGGCUUUAACAGCCAUGGACAUGCUGCCGUGGAGCGUAGGCUUCGGGCCCGGCAGGGAGCGCAGCUCCAGCUCACCAAAGCUGGGAUGCCCCUCGGAAUAAACCUGGGUAAGAACAAGGGCUCAGCAGAUGCUGUGGCAGAUUACGUGGAUGGAGUCCGGAUGCUGGGCCCGCUGGCCGACUACCUGGUGGUGAACGUGUCCAGUCCAAACACGCCGGGGCUGCGGGACCUGCAGGGCAAAGCCGAGCUGCACCGCCUGCUGGCCAAGGUGCUGGAGGAGAGGGAUGCCCUGAGGUGUGAGUGCAAGCCGGCCGUGCUGGUGAAGAUUGCCCCUGACCUGACUGCCCAGGACAAGCAGGACAUAGCCAGUGUGGUGACUGAGCUAGGUGUGGAUGGGCUGGUCGUCACCAACACCACCACCAGCCGUCCCAGCAGCCUGCGGGGCACCCUGCGCACAGAGCCUGGCGGCCUCAGCGGGCGGCCCCUGCGAGCACUCUCCACUCAGACGGUCAGCGAGAUGUACGCCCUCACCCAAGGGAAGGUGCCGAUCAUCGGCGUGGGCGGGGUGAGCAGCGGGCAGGACGCACUGGAGAAGAUCCGGGCUGGGGCCUCCCUGGUGCAGAUGUACACGGCGCUCACCUACCAGGGGCCCCCUGUGGUGGGGGUGGUGAAAAGGGAACUAGAGGUGCUGCUGAGGGAGCAGGGGUUUCAGAGCGUCACAGAAGCUGUUGGAGCAGAUCAUCGGUGCUGAUGGGCGUGUGGUGCUGUGGAUGGGGUUCUCUGUGCUGCCUUUGGAUGCCCCAGCCUGGAGAAGCUGCAGUGCCCUGGGAACAGUGCUUGGUACCUCUCGGGUGUGAACCACUCUGGAGUCUUUGGACUGAGUCAUCCCCUGUGCAGAACAUGGGAGGGGUCUAGUGAUGUACAGACACCCCUGAGCGGGCUCAUGGGGUCAUGGCGAGCUCGUGGUCUGUGUACCAGUGCUGCCCUGGGCAUGUGGGGAAGGCUCCCAGCUGCCCUGUGUGGAGGGACCUGAGCAAGGCCUGGGCAGAGGAGCUCUUCCCAGAUCUGCUGAACAGUGCUGGCAGUGUGGGACUGGGCUGACCCUUGCCAGUCCUGAGCAGCUGCAGGUCGGGGUCCCUGCCCUACAAAGCUGUGAUGCAUGCGGUGGUGGCAGGAGGCCUGGCACACUGCUGGAGUGGUGCCAAGUCCCUGCACCCCUUUUCCAACGGAGAAGCUCUUUGCAAUUUGCCUGCGAAGGGACUCGCCUCCCCCCCACCCCACAUGUGGGUGCACAAGGCCAUGAGCCUGACGCAGCCCUGGCCAUGCUGUUCAUGGAGCCAGCUGGGUCAGGCAGUGCCCCAAGCAGCAUCACUGGCAGCCAUGCUCUGUGCCGCUGGUGUGCAGGGCCCUGCCUGAGCACUGGCUUGGUAUCUGCCCCCAGGCUCCGGCUUUGCCGUGACGUGCCUGGCCACAGCUAUCUGUGAUGCUCCCCAGGACUGGCUGGCUGGGGGCUGCAUCUGAAGGAGACUGGGGUGGGGGUGGGGGCCAUGCCUGGGCCUGGCACUGGGCCUGGCUUCUCACUGGACUGUCAAUAAACUUGCUGCUUGUUCAGCCUCA
This is a messenger RNA of Chelonoidis abingdonii (Abingdon island giant tortoise), 2087 nucleotides long. It is a transcript of the gene DHODH, whose product is annotated as dihydroorotate dehydrogenase (quinone). Gene Ontology annotation, biological process: pyrimidine ribonucleotide biosynthetic process; 'de novo' pyrimidine nucleobase biosynthetic process. Gene Ontology annotation, molecular function: dihydroorotate dehydrogenase activity. Gene Ontology annotation, cellular component: cytoplasm; mitochondrial inner membrane. The record is from RefSeq and is a predicted model, not a curated record. Lineage: Eukaryota; Metazoa; Chordata; Testudines; Testudinidae.